Dioscorea cayenensis subsp. rotundata (Guinea yam) is the source of this 1104-nucleotide messenger RNA. RefSeq names its product ABC transporter F family member 2-like. The transcript has 8 exons. The record is from RefSeq and is a predicted model, not a curated record. NCBI's taxonomy places the organism in Eukaryota, Viridiplantae, Streptophyta, Magnoliopsida, Dioscoreales, Dioscoreaceae. The coding region runs from base 361 to 774 and encodes 137 amino acids.
CUCUCUCUCUCUCUCUCACACACACACACACUCAAAAAUAAAUCACACCGACCUCCUCGUCCCACCUCGCAAUCCCCAAUCUCAUGCUCUUCUGCAACCGAUCUCUUGCUCUCACCUUGGGUUUUGGCGGAGAGAUCAUUGGUUAGCUUCGACGACGAUCUCCAAUCUCGUGAGAACCCUCUCCAAACCUCCGAUUGGGUGCAACCGAGGCCUCAACACCCUUCUCAGCUCACACACCGCCAAAUAAAUGCAGCCCUAAAAAUUCAUCAACAGGCAAGACUUUUCCUUGCAAUAGCAGUUAUUGUGAACAUCAAGGUGAAUGCUCUAAAUCAGCAGGCCAGUACCCCUACAAAGUCAAAUAUGGCACGACUUGCUUUUUGCAAGUUCAUGGUAAAGCCAUCAACUUUGCUUGUUUUACUUGAGCCAACCAACCAUUUGGAUAUACCAUCCAAAGAGAUGUUUGAGGAGGCAAUAUCAGAAUAUCAGGAAAUUGUCAUUACUGUCUCUCAUGAUCAGUACUUCAUAAGACAGAUAGUUAAUAGGGUAGUGGAGGUGAAGGAUAAAGGCCCUAGUAACUAUGUAGGCGAUUAUAACUAUUACUUGGAAAAGAACCUCGAGGCUAGAGAGAACUUUCACGUGAGGCAGAGCUUGAGGAGAAGGCCCCUUAAGAACCUCAAGGCUAGAGAGGGAGAACUUUCUUGUGAGUUACAUCAUAUUAAAGAAAUACGGGUUGACACAUAUAUGGUAUUACUUGGAAAAGAACCUCGAGGCUAGAGAGAACUUUCACGUGAGGCAGAGCUUGAGGAGAAGGCCCCUUAAGAACCUCAAGGCUAGAGAGGGAGAACUUUCUUGUGAGUUACAUCAUAUUAAAGAAAUACGGGUUGACACAUAUAUGGUAUUACUUGGAAAAGAACCUCGAGGCUAGAGAGAACUUUCACGUGAGGCAGAGCUUGAGGAGAAGGCCCCUUAAGAACCUCAAGGCUAGAGAGGGAGAACUUUCUUGUGAGUUACAUCAUAUUAAAGAAAUACGGGUUGACACAUAUAUGGGGUUGUGGAGCCAAAUAUGUAAGAAAGAAGCUAAUGUAAAUACGCUGUAGCUAAUAC